AGUUGUGCCUGCCUGUUGCCAGUUGAAAAGUACAGGUUUAUUCCCUUGUGGUAAAUCAAAAGUUACGCAGCUGAGCCCGACUCUAACCUGACCGAGAGCUAUUACGACAACAUUUGUAAAAUGUAGCGUUUUAAUCGACGUCCUCAAAUUAAAUAGCUGACACCGUGUUAAAGAAGAUGGAGGAAGAUGGGGAGCCUCCUGAAGAGUAUGUUGCACUGUGCAACUUUACCGGAAACGGCAGCGAACAGCUAAGCGUCAACAGAGGCGACCGACUGAUCGUGCACGCCAAACCCUCCUCAGAGUGGUGGUGGGCGGAGCUACAAGGGGUCAACGGUUACGUCCCUGCUAGCCACCUCCACCAGGGGGAUGCUGCUGAAGAAGAGGAGGACCCAUGGCAGAAUGAAGAGUACUUUGGCAGUUAUGGCACACUGAAGCUACACUUGGAGAUGUUGUCAGACAAGAGCCGCACAGAAGCCUACAGGCAGGUCAUCGUCCACAACAGCGCUUCCUUGCAAAGUAAAGUGAUAAUGGACCUGGGCUGCGGUACGGGCAUCGUGAGCCUGUUCUGCGCCAAGCUCGCUCAACCUACAGCGGUGUAUGCCGUGGAGGCCAGCGCCAUGGCCGAGUACACGAGGGAGCUGGUGAGGCAGAACACAUGUGAAGGGGUGGUCACGGUGCUGCAGGGGCGAGCGGAGGAGGUGCAGCUUCCUGAGCAGGUAGACGUUCUGGUGUCGGAGUGGAUGGGAAACUGUCUGCUGUUUGAGUACAUGGUGGAGUCCGUCCUGCUGGCAAGAGAACGCUGGCUGAGGGAGGGCGGCACCAUGUGGCCCUCCUCUGCAAGCCUCACCCUGGUGCCAUGUCAGGCCCACAGCUACUACGCAGAGAAAAUGGCCUUCUGGGAGAACACCUACGGCCUGGACUUCACCCCUCUUCAGUCCCUCGCACUGCAGGAGUUCUUUGCCAAACCCAAGUUCAGCCAUGUGACGGAGCGGGACGACUGUCUCGCCUCUCCCCAUGAUGUCCUUGGCUUGGACAUGUACACGCUGCAGGUGUCCGACCUGGAGGAAAUGGAGGGUCAGUUUCAGUUUUGCCUGGAGAGGUCGGGCCAGUUUCACGGCUUCACUGCCUGGUUCAGCGUCGUCUUCAAGAGCCUGGAGGAAGGCGGUGCACCAGUAGAGCUCAACACCGGACCUAAUGCUGACUGUCCUGGGGUAGACUGACGGAAGCAAGGCUGCCAGUUUGCGCCUACGGUCCCUCCGACCACCACCUAUCAUUCAUUCACCAGUGUGAGCGGCACCGGGGGCAAGGGUGAAGUGUCCUGCCCAAGGACACAACGGAAGCGAUUUGGAAGUCAAGAGGCGGGGAGCGAACCUGCAACCUUCAGGUCUCUGGCACGGCCGCUCUACCCACUAUGCCAUACCGCCCCCAAAUGUAGUUAAUACAUGCAUGGAUGAUUGGAAUCGCCAGCAUAAAAC
Entelurus aequoreus (snake pipefish) is the source of this 1475-nucleotide messenger RNA. RefSeq names its product protein arginine methyltransferase 2 (gene prmt2). Bases 177 to 1220 code for a protein of 347 amino acids. The record is from RefSeq and is a predicted model, not a curated record. Gene Ontology annotation, molecular function: protein binding; protein-arginine N-methyltransferase activity. Lineage: Eukaryota; Metazoa; Chordata; Actinopteri; Syngnathiformes; Syngnathidae. The transcript is spliced from 8 exons. Gene Ontology annotation, biological process: peptidyl-arginine methylation. Gene Ontology annotation, cellular component: nucleus.